CUUGGUAAAGCUGCUAACAGCUGUACAACAUAUAACGGCCCCACACUCGACCUGAAAGAGUUUGAGGGGCUUCUUUCCAUGAUGCGAAAGGAGUGUGUAAAUGAAGAGUUAGACUCCCCUAAGCGCAGUAUAAGGGACAGCGGUUACAUCGACAGCUGGGAAUCGGAGCGUUCUGAUUCGCUGUCUCCUCCGAGGCACGGCCGCGAAGAUUCGUUUGACAGUCUCGACUCGUUUGGCUCACGAUCACAGAACACACCCUCACCAGACACAGUUAUUCGCUGCAACAGUGAUGACUCUGAAGGUGACGCUGGUCAAAGGAAGUUGCCAGACGUGCGCAAGGAUGACAUGUCUGCCCGUCGCGUGUCCUACAAAGAGCCUCGCGCAGCUCUGCCCUUUAAUCAGUAUCUGCCGAACAAAAGCAACCAAACCAACUACAUUCCUGCCCCCCUGAGGAAGAGGAGGAGCGAGAGAGAGGAAGACUGGAGGAGUCUAAGCAACUCAACGUCUCCUGUAGGAGGAGAAAGACCUCUCAGACAAGAGCGUGUAGAAGUAUUAAAAGAGGGGGCUGUCGCAUCUCGCAGCCUUGCGCUUCAGAAAAAUUUCACCUGGGCGGAUGAGAAAGGGGUAGAGCUUGAGGAGGCAGAGCUUAAGAAAAUGAGGAAGCUGGAAAAGGCGGGAAUUAAAGUAUUACCUGCCUCUGUGCGAUAUAACAGUCCAAUUGUGAAUCCUGUGGAGGCCAGUAAACCCAAACCACCUUCACCAGACAUCAUUCUCCGACGUGACAAUGAGUUCAUGCGGGCCACCGCUCCACAUCAGUGGGACUCGAAUGAGGAAGAUGAUGAUGAAGAAGCAGAACGGAAGGUUCCAGAUGUCCAAAAGGAUGAUCUUGCUUCUCGCAGAGCACGCAUGAAUCAAUUCAAACCCAGUGUGGCGCAUCACUUCCUGCCAGGCUCUUGUGGCUGGAAGGACCGAGAAAAAUGGGAGGGAAUCAGGCUGGCAUCCCAGCAUGCCGUGUUGGAGAGGAUGGAAAAAAUGGCACAGGAGAAAAGAAGUCAGGCUGACUCCGCCUCCCCUGAGGUGCCAAUCAUAACUCGUAAGGACAACCCUUUCCUGAAUCCUGAAAAAGACAGGGGAAAAGAGAGGGAUGAGGAAGAUGAGAAAGAGGUAGAGGGGAAGAUAGUUGUCCCAAACCCACACAAAGAUGAUCUUGCAAGGAGGCGGACUGGGGGAGGGCCACGCCCUCCCAAAGAUGCUCAUCAGUCAUUGGUCCAGACUUCCAUCACUCAGUCAGACCUGGAGACAUGGCAGAGACUCAAGAUUAAUACAGAUAGCAGUGAGUCUGACUCCACCGAUGCUGAAGUGUCAAUCAUAACUCGCAAGGACAACCCCUUCCUGACCUCUGAGAAAGACAGUGAGUGUAAGCAGGAGAAUGAGGAGGGUACAGACAGAGAGAAAGGGGCGAGGGUGGUGAUGCCUGAUGUAAAGACAGAUGACCUGGCCAGAAGGCGGGGCCAAAAUGGGCCUGUCCCACAGAGGGACCCCCGUCAGUCAUUGGCUCAAACUACCAUCACUCAGUCGGACCUGGAGAAAUGGCAGAGGCUCAAGAUGAAUACAGAGAGCAGCGAUGACCCUAUUGUCCCUCUGUGUCAGACGUGUCUUGAGAAAGGCUGCCACUCUGUUGCCUCCAAGACGAAGGUUGCCAAGAACGACCUGGCCAGUUGCCGAGAACGUUCCUCCGGUGAACGGAGGCGUUUUGUGACUUUUGGGGGUGUGACAGAGAUGAAGAGUACUUCCUGGAAGGAGGAGGAGGAGGAUAAGGAAGGGGGAGAGGGACAGGGGGACGAGGCAGAGAAGCUUCGAUAUCUCCUCUCGAUGGCACAUGUUGCUGUGCCCACCAUAGGGCUGGGCUCCAUACUGACAAAAAAAGCGGUUGGCAGUGGAGAUGCAAUCCCUGAGCCUGCUCCUAUCAUGCCCCCUGAACCUCCGAAUCCUUUCAUGUUUGACAUUAAACGGCCUUUGACCUCCACCGAGCACAGGUUGCUGGAGGAGGAACUGGUGGAGAAAGUGAAGGAUAAGAGGGAGGAUGAUGAAGAGGAUGAAGAAGAAGAGAGGCAACUGGAUAUACAAAAGGAUGACAUGCUAGCUCGUAGAACAGGAGCAUUUCAGAAGCCAGCAAAUGGGACUUCACAUAACAGAUUCCUCCCGCAGCCAGGUUCCAAGAGAGACGGUGCUACAGUGACUUCCUUAGCCCAGAAAGGAAGUAUUCUGAUGGGCACGAGUGGAGACAGAGACCUCCAAUACCUGGAGAGAAACAUAAAGACAAAGAGAACCAAGAUUGGACAGAGAAAUGAACCAGUCGACCAAGUACAAAAGACACCCGUUCCAGUUGCUGUAGUAACAGAAAAAUGCCCUGAAAUUUUACAUUUGUCUUCAACUAACGCCAAUCGCUCUGGCAUUUACACUGAUGAUGAUGAAUGGGGGGAUGACGAUCAAUUGCAAGAUUUUGAGAAAGAUGACAUGCUUGCACAAAGGACUGGAUCUUACCAAAAGCCAAGUGCAGGACAGGAUUUUAAUGUUUUUUUGCACAAACCUGGUGCUGUCAAACAUAAAAUCACUCCUGUCAGUAGAUCUCAGUCACACCUCAAGCCUAGAGAGCAAGAGACAGCCCCAUCUCUGGACAGCUUCACCCUUAGCUCUGUGGCCCCGGCCCCAAGAGAUGUUGAGGACACGCCUAGGAAGUGCCCUCAGAUGAUGGACAGGCAGGAGGCAGGCUCUGUGGGUGUGGUGGGACAUGAAAGUCUUAUUAAAGAUGAGCCUAUUACCAAAAGCCCCUCCCCCAAACCUCACCAACCCUCACGUCGCCCCCUUUGGCAGGAAGAUGAUGAUCUCCCCCCAAUAUUCAGAGCUACUAGUGUUUCUGAAACAGAGAGUGUGAGUUUGAUUGACAUGCGUGAUGAAGAGGAUGAGCUGGCCUACCAUCAGCCGCACAGCCAAUCACGACAUGAGCACCUACACAACCAGUACAACAAACUCCGAGAGGAGGAGGACCAGUGGCAGGACGACUUGGCUCGCUGGAAGAAUCGGAGGCGAAGUGCAUCUCAAGAUUUGAUCAAAAAGGAAGAAGAGAGGAAGAUGAUGGAGAAGCUAAUGUCAACAGAUGGAGGACCCGGUCAUCGCCGGAAGAGCAUCAAGACAUACAAAGAAAUUGUUGAGGAGAAGGAACGUAGGGAACAGGAGCUACAUGAACAAUACUGUAAAGCCUCCACUCCAGAAGAAAAGGCAGCUGUGCUUCAACGCUAUGCUCUCCGUUUCACCAUCAGUGAUGCCAUAUUGGAGAAACUCCAGCUCCCCAAGCUGCCUUCUGCAGCCUCACCGAUGCACACGCCACCUCUCCAUCAACCUGAGAAGAAACUGACCUGCACCACCUUAGCAGAAGCAGAGGAUGUAGAGCCUGAACAAACUGUCCAUGUAUACCAGAAGACUGCACAAAAACAGGCACCGGCACAGCCCGAAACCCCUGAGCCAUCAUCUGAUGAGACCAUCAAAGCUCCAAAAGUCCUGUCAGUGCCUACACAAGUUCCUCCCGCCCCCUCGAAGCCUGUACCCAUGAUCACCCCAAAACCCUACAGCCAGCCCAAAUUCAGCCAAGGCCUCUGCAAAUCAAUAAAGAGCGAUGGGCUGAUGCGUGUGAAUGGUGACAGGACUCAGCAAGAGAACAGAGAGAGGGAUGAUAAAGAUUCUGUGUCGUGUCCUCAAGUCGACUUAUCUUCCGCACCUCCAAAUCCAGCCACUCAAAGCCAACAAAAUGAGGAGCUAAUUGCUUUAGAAGCCUCAGACCACCAGCAAAGCUCACAGACUUCCGUUUCUGACCAGGAGAAAGAAGUCGGAAAGAAGGAAAAAGAGUGUUCUCUUAGUCCUCAAGAAGAGGAUAGCAAAGAAGACGCCACAACUACACCGUCACUGUCAGAACCAGAAGGAAAGCAGCCAGGGCCUGACACAGUGAUGAAGCGCAACUGUGUGGUCACAACAACCAUAGUGACAGAACUCACUCAGACACACCCCGUCCCACCAAAUGACAUGUCCAGCACAGAGCAGCUUGAUUCAGUCUGUAAUUCAUGUGAUCUGAGCUCAGCUGCCGAGUCCACCAAGGCUGAGGAGACUUCAUACUCACUCUCACUGACAGAGUCCUCACAUUCCUCUAGUAGCUCUAGGUUACGCUGGGAGUUCUUCGCUCCAACAGAGGGGACUGACUACUCCGCUGACUGUAUUGAAACCCCAAUGUUGAACCUUGCAAAAAGGGUUGACCACUGGACAUGGGAUCCUAAUGAAGAGCGUAGACGGCAGGAGAGGUGGCAACAGGAGCAGGAACGCCUGCUGCAGGAGAAAUAUCAGCGAGAGCAAGAGAAGCUGAAGGAGGAGUGGGAGAGAGCGCAGAGAGAAGUGGAAGAGGAGGAGAGGAGACACCAUGAAGAGGAAAGACAGAUACUGGAGGAAACCGUGACCCCACUGACCCCUCGCUCCUCAGGUUUAUCAUCCAGUGUGGUGACAGAAGCUCCGUCCCACCAGCCCUCAGCCCCACGUGACACCAUUGUCCUCUCCUUGGCUGACUGGGAAAGAAAACAGGAAGUGCUGGAGAAACAGGAAGUGCCGGAGAAACAGGAAGUGCUGGAGAAACAGGAGAACCAGAGUAACAGACACAGCCCUGAUCAAGUAAUCACAGCAGCUCAACAGAACGGUCAGAGAACUGAACCUCAGGAGAGCCAAACAGCUACACCACAACUGGAGUUUAUACAGGAUGGCUCUUGGAGCUGUAAGUCUAAAGGAAGGCAAGAGGAUUUGAAGAAAACUGCCUCACUGGAUCGUAAACAGAGUCCACCCCAGAGCCAGACCACAAAGAUGAGGAGGACUGGGUCGUGUGAAAAUGUUUUAGGGACACACCCAUCAAAAUCACCCACACCAUCACAAGACACGCCACCUCCAUCACCCAGCAGGUCAGUAAGUGGAAAGAAGCUUUGCUCCAGUUGUGCACAUCCGCUGGGUAAAGGAGCAGCUAUGAUCAUUGAAAGCUUGGGGUUGUACUUCCAUAUUCAGUGUUUUAAGUGUGGCAUAUGUAAAGGGUUACUGGGUGACUCAAGUGCUGGAACUGACGUCAGAAUUCGAAAUGGACUUCUUAACUGUCAAGAAUGCUACAUAAAAUCAAGGGCUGCUGGCCAGCCAACAACAUUGUGAUGCCUCUGCACUUCUGACAACUGAAAUCUUAAACCAACCCAGGACCAUAACCAACAACAAAUAUGUUUAUUCAAAGUUUCCAACAGCACAAUCAAGCAUAGACAUUAAUGUAAUUAAAUGGAUUAAAUGGAUGAUGGCUUUUCCUCUGGACUUUAUUUGACUGUCUUUGCACUCGUUGAAAUAUGACCUUAUCGCUUACACGAUAAAGAGUCCAUAGAAUAUUACAGCGAUUACAGCAGUCUGUUCAUACUGUUAGAAUAAGAAGUACUGGUAGCACUUUACCUCACAGUGCCCAUGUUACACACAUUUCAAUAGCGAUAAGGCCUGAAAACGCUUCACGCAAAUAAAGAUGUGCUUUCUUGCAUUAAUGUGCACUAUCCAACCUCAGUUCUAAAGGUGGUGAUAAAGAUAAUGUCAAAUGCCUGUGCCAUUAACUCAAAUAAUAUUUAGGUAUCCACCUGCACUCUCACAACAGUUGUCAGUGGGGCAGUACCUUCUCAAAAGGUACUGAUAUAUACCAUUUAGGUACUAAUACGUACCUUAAAAGUACUAAUAUAGAGAGUGCAUAAAUGUUUAUAAAAAUCUAAAACCAAGAUUCUCUUAAAACUGUUGCAGAUAUUUCAUUUUAUUAGAUGUUUUAGCCAGUGACAUUUUUUGAUGGCUUUUAUAAGUGUGAAAUUGACACCAUACUUUAGUGUGCUCACUACUGAGGGUGCAUAGUUAGAAACAUCUGCAUUCGUGCACUUGUUUAGAGGAUGUUUUUGGCCUAGCAGCAAUGACAUGGAAUUCUAAACUUCCACAAAUGAACUACAUGUUGUUCUUAUGUAAAUACAUUGUAACAUGGGCACUGUAAUGUAGAGUGAGACUGAAUCCAUUUCUGUUGUGGAACAUGAGGUAGCACAAGCAUCCAGUUUUCAUUCAAGAAAAUGUGCAUCUAUUAUUUUAUGAAUAAUAAAUAAUGUCCGGUCUUGCAGGUAUCUCACGUUGUUCUUUUAUGUUAGGCAACUGUUAUUCCACUAACAGACGAACGCAUGAUGUUGUGCGACUCUUAGGCCUAUAGAUGAUAUGUCCGGAAGCCUUAACAGACAACACGGAAUGAAUACAGAAAAGAUUGUCCAUCACUUUUAUUUAUGGUUUGAAAACAUGAACUGGAGUGGUUUUGAUUGAAACGUUCUGUUCCUUGGGGUUUGAUACUUUAUUUGUGCAGUAUUGUUUAACACCAUGUAGACAGCAUGUUGCUUAAGGUAGAUCUUACAUUUCCAUUUGAUUCUUUUUUCAGACUUUGUUAUUAAUAUUUACGUUUUGCUCUGCAGUUGAGUGGUAAGAUUGCAUGAUCCCUGAAACUUUACAUUACAAUGUCCAUGUUACACGUACAUUACAAGCUACUAAAGUAAUAACAUAAACUGUGCAAAGAAGCUCCACAUAAUCAGAAGUAUAUUAUGUAAUAAACACUGUAAUGUAAAGUGUAAUCCUUUUCUUUCAGCUUUUGAAAUGAUUCCGUUACAAACGGUUUAAUGUGUUCUGUUGCCUUUCUCUCUUCUGCAAUGUUGUGCCUUAGAAAUGCGCUCCUAGAUAAUGUCUAUGUCGGCCACCCUUGCAUCCAAAGCUUCAAGUUACCAAUGUGUAUUGGUGAGAGUAUUAUGCAUAUGCACUGGGCACUCUGCUUUUACCCUUGUACUUUAUUCGAACACAAAUGAAUGUGCAAGCAAGAGAUUUAAAAAUGAAACUCACACCCUCUGUAAGCUCUUCAAUCGUGUGCAUUUAGACAUGUACAAUUGUUAAAUAUCUAUAUUUAUCUAAAUCAACUGGAAAGGAUUUCAAUCCAGAUGUCACCAAAAUAUCAAAUUCAACAACAAGGACAGAUUGUAUUUAGCAACUGCUUUUUAACCUCUGUUCAUGCUUUCUGUUAAUAAUUGAGAUUAAAAGAAAUUGUCAUUUAGAUCCAGGGGUUUUUGAUUGUUGCUUGUAUCUUGUUUGUUUUAUUUUGUGGCAUUGUUAGAAUAUGAACUGACACAGAAGUAAGGCAAUAAUUACUGGAAAGAGUAGCCAAGGAUGAGUGAGAUGUGUGUGACAAAUACUUUCAUAUUCUGUAUUUAUUAUACCCUUUUAAAAAUGAGCGAUAUAAGACAACCUACAAGACGCUGAAAUGCAAUGGCUUUUAUAGCAAGUGUAUGUUUUUAAAUAAACUGUAAUAAACUAUUUUAAAUGCA
Cyprinus carpio (common carp) is the source of this 7439-nucleotide messenger RNA. It is a transcript of the gene limch1a, whose product is annotated as LIM and calponin homology domains 1a. The record is from RefSeq and is a predicted model, not a curated record. Gene Ontology annotation, cellular component: stress fiber. Gene Ontology annotation, biological process: regulation of focal adhesion assembly; positive regulation of stress fiber assembly. Gene Ontology annotation, molecular function: myosin II head/neck binding. NCBI's taxonomy places the organism in Eukaryota, Metazoa, Chordata, Actinopteri, Cypriniformes, Cyprinidae.